Molecule: messenger RNA, 3579 nt
Organism: Rhineura floridana
Lineage: Eukaryota; Metazoa; Chordata; Lepidosauria; Squamata; Rhineuridae
Exons: 20
Coding region: 797-3055 (752 amino acids)
Biological process (GO): calcium ion transmembrane transport; intracellular calcium ion homeostasis
Cellular component (GO): endomembrane system; membrane
Molecular function (GO): calcium:proton antiporter activity
Source: RefSeq, a predicted model, not a curated record
UUCACAGAGCGACACCUUCCCAGCUCCCUUGACAAACUACAGUUCCCAGGACGCCAGAUGCUUCGCGAUGUGCUUUAAAUGCUUGGUACAGACGUGCCGAGACAGGACCGUUCCCACAGAGCUUGCAGCAACUAGUUCUCACCCCCCUGCGCGCAAACACCCCCCCCCUGGCGUGCUUGUAGGGUGCCCAGACAGGCACAGCCGAGUUUAUCGCAUUCACACGGCACACCAUCGUUGCAUGCGUGGUAUCCACCCGCCUCAGGUUGUCUGCACCUUCGUCACCCUCGGGGCGAAGAACCCGCCGAAAGGGAGGAACGCGUCUAACUGAGCUCCAGUCACUUCCCUGGGCCUACUCUUGAGUCAAGCUCGGUUGGCUACCGCCCCCUGGGAGGCCGCGGCGGGGCUCGCUCGCCCACGACGACCAAACGCGCCUGAGGACUGGCGCCUUGGACCCAAGAACCCAAGGCGCUGCUCCUGGCAGGGCCAGGCGGAGCUGCCCGAGCGGUGGGUGGCUGAGUGGCCAUCAGCGCCCCCCGCCGGUCUCCCUGCGCUGCAACGCGCCCCCCGCCCCUCCUCGACAGGGGAGGUGCAUGCUCCGAGUGCGCCGCGCCUCCUCCCGGGCUCAGCCCCUUGCACGUGCUUGGCCCGCCUGGACCGGGAGGAGGAGAAGGAGGAGGAGAGCCGUCGGCUCCUUUUCCAGUCCGAGAGCGGUGCGCACGUUCACACGCGCGGGCGGUCAGCCCAGGAGACAGCUCCGGGUCGCGGCCGUGGCACCGCUGCUUCUGCUCCUGCCAUCAUGUCGGUCGAUUCGGAUCACGCCCGCCGGCGGAGAUACACGCACGACAACUACGACUUCCCCAAAGACUUUGAGCACAAGGCCGACCUGCACCGGAGGGGGUCCCUCUGCGACAGGCACUGUGCCGCCAUCAACAACCCACAGGGGGACGUGGGGGACAUCCAUUCUGGUUCUCAUCAGCUUGGCCACAGCAUCCUCACGCCCAGGAUUCUCCCAGUGUUUUCAAGUCCUUCCUGCUGCCCUCAUCACUCCGAGGAAGUGCAGACGUGUGAUGGCUGUUUGAUGAGAACCACCCUCACGGCGGAGAACGAGGUGGAAGCUCACAAGCUCUCCAACAAUUAUAAGUUUGGCUUUAAGAAAUGGAAGAGCCACGUGACAGCCAGGCCCUGGGAAGACCGUUCAGAAAUUGUGAAGGAGCUCUACUCGGACCUGAACAUAAUUAAAAGCCCCGCAGGUUCCAUGUUGGCGUGCGGGAAUAUCUUCUACCUGCUGUUCUUCGGAUGGUGGCUUUCUUUGCUCUACUUCCUGGUCUCCGUGGUGAUGUUCCUCACUGUGCUGGGAGCCCCCUAUGGAAAGCUGUGUUGGAAACUGUCUGGAUAUUUCCUUUGGCCAUUUGGAAAAGUGAUUCAGAAGACAAAGACUUACAAUCAGAAUUGCAACAUGAAGUUCAGCAAAUACGACGCCAUUGUUGAAGUCAAUGAGGUGAAGGAGACGACGCCCCUUCUCACCCGGCAGGAGUCGGCUAGUCUGGACAGCACACCUCACUGGCGGUGUGUCAGCACCUACGUCUGGCUCCUCUUGGGCUACCCGCUCCUCUCCCUUGCCCACGGACUGGUUUGCUUCAUCUGCUGGCUCCUCGUCUUCAUCAUUCCCAUUGCCAAGAUGAACGGCCGCGCCGUCACCAAGGUCCUGCUCCUGCCCCCGGAGUGUGUCCAUAUACAGCGCUUGCGGAAGACAGAGGUUCCCCUGGAUGCUGAAGUGGUCCUUUGCUGUUACCGUGCCGUUAAUGCUUAUUAUUACAAAUAUGCUGUGGAUGGGAUCAACGUCUUUGCUGUCAAUCUGCUUCCCCUGGUUAUUGUGACUCUAGUUCUGGGCUACGCGGAUAAACACAACCAUUACACCAGCUCCAUGGUAAAGUUCACCCUGGCUCUGCUCUCCAUAAUGCCUCUCUCCUACUACAUAGGCAUGGCCAUUGCCAGCAUCUCCGCUCAGAGCAAUUUUGCGGUGGGGGCUGUGGUGAACGCCACGUUCGGCUCCAUCACAGAGCUAACCUUCUAUAUCACCGCCCUCAUCAAAGGCGCCCGCGAAAAGAACAAGUGCUACGAGGAAAUUGUCAAGUCUGCUCUGACGGGGACCCUCCUGGGCUGUGUCCUUUUCAUCCCGGGGUUGUGUAUGGUGAUUGGGGGGAUUCGACACCAAGAACAAAAGUUCAACAGCAGAUCAGCCGGGGUCAGCUCUGCCCUUCUGUUCCUCUCUGUGGGAGGUGUGUUUGCUCCAACCCUCUUCUCCAAAGUCUACGGGAGGCUGGUCUGUGGGGAAUGUCAGAACAUCACCCAAGAGCCGCCUGGGCGCUAUGUCUGCCAGAGCUGCCGCUUCGACUUGAUGGCGAAUAAUGGCACCCUCUACUACAGUCACGUUGAGCCCCUGGUGUAUACGGUGUCGCUGUUGCUUCCUGCGGCUUAUGUUAUAGGGCUGCUCUUCACCCUGAAGACUCACUCACACAUCUAUGACAUCCAUGUCAGCGAUUGCCACAUGCCUGGCCACCAUCACAGCGCUGUGGUCCACUGGUCCCGCUGGAGAGCUUUAGUCAUCCUGCUGGUGGCCACCCUCGGCAUGUCCGCCUGCGCUGACCUGGCCACAGAGCACAUCAGCCCCAUCCUAAAUAACGCAACAGUGUCUCAGCACUUCAUUGGCGUGACCAUCCUAGCCAUGGUGCCUGAGCUUCCCGAAAUAGUCAAUGGGAUCCAGUUUGCCCUGCAGAACAACCUCAGCUUGAGCAUUGAGAUUGGGAACUGCAUCGCUGUCCAGGUCUGCAUGUUGCAGAUACCCAUCCUGGUGCUUUUCACCGUCUUCUAUCCCACGGAUUUCGUCCUGGUUUUCAGCGACCUCCACAUCUACGCCAGCAUGUUCAGCGUCGUCCUCAUGAACUACAUCUUUAUGGAUGGCAAGUGCGACUACUUCCAAGGCACUGUGCUGGUGAUGGUUUACUUCACCCUCCUGGCUGUCUACUAUUUUGCCCCUUCGCCUGAUGGAUGCUGAAGUGUUGCUGUGCUGGGCCCCUUCUUGCGAUUCCCUAUCAGCAGUUCCUUCCAAGAAACGUGCCUCUCCCUCAGGGACUCAUCCAGGCCUGGCUUUUUUUAAAAUAAAAAUCAACAGCAGCCGCCCUCCAGGACGCCCCCUUCUUGCGUCCAUUAAGGUAAAAGAGCCUCUCUUAAACUCCUGCCAGCCUAAAGCUUGUUCCCCCAACACUUCAGUGUUUUUACAUGAAAGAGGGCUGCAAGCCAUAAAAGGAUGCUGGCAAACUCCUGUGGAGCCAAGAAAGAAAGUCCAGUCAGCAUAUGAGGCUCCUCACCCCCUCCCUCAGAAGAUUCCCAAGGACCAGACACCUCCAGUGUCUGCUGUUUUUUUUUUUAAGACUCCUGAUGCAUUAGUGACUUGUUGGGUUAGGUCUGUUCACAAUGGCUACCUCGUGUCCUGGUGGUGGUGCUCACAGGGCGACUUCCACGUAAAGCUGACACUGUUCUUUACUCCAGGCACAAUAAAAAAAACCCUCUUGUUUUGAA